Molecule: messenger RNA, 3000 nt
Organism: Drosophila grimshawi
Lineage: Eukaryota; Metazoa; Arthropoda; Insecta; Diptera; Drosophilidae
Gene: sip1
Product: septin-interacting protein 1
Exons: 3
Coding region: 33-2633 (866 amino acids)
Biological process (GO): spliceosomal complex disassembly
Cellular component (GO): U2-type post-mRNA release spliceosomal complex
Molecular function (GO): nucleic acid binding
Source: RefSeq, a predicted model, not a curated record
GAUUUUAGCUUGAAUAUUUAUAGAAAUGCACAAUGUCGGACAACGAAUAUGAGCGCUUUGAAAUAACGGACUAUGAUUUGGACAACGAGUUCAAUAUAAAUCGACCACGCCGUCGUCAAACCAAACAUCAGCAAAUCUACGGCAUUUGGGCCGAUGACAGCGACAAUGAAAGCGAGGGAGAAGCCAGCGGUCGACGUGGCGGUAGGCGUGGCCUGGGCGGCGGCGCUGCCAACAAAGCAAAGGAUUACACGGCUCCCGUCAAUUUCGUUGCUGGCGGCAUUCAACAAGCUGGCAAACAGCCAAAGAAGAAGCAGCUGGAGGAGGGCACAAACAAAGAUGAGGCUCCAGCUGGUGAUUCGGAGGACAGCGACGGCAACGAGGCACGUCCAUCGUUUGGGGGAAAGCAGCCGCAGCUGAUGGACAACAACGAGGAUUACAGCUCGGAUAGCUCCGAUGGUGAAGAGAAUAAGAGGGAGCAGCAGCAGCAGCAGAUGCGGUCCCGGAACAUUGCUGGACUGCGCCACAAAUCGCACAUUGCAAGUGGUCGGAAUGUUGGUGCCUGGGAGCAACAUACGCGUGGCAUUGGCGCCAAGCUGCUGCUGCAGAUGGGCUAUGAGCCGGGCAAGGGAUUGGGAAAGGAUCUGCAGGGCAUCCAGCAGCCGGUGCAGGCGCAUGUGCGCAAGGGAAGAGGUGCCAUUGGUGCUUACGGACCGGAGACGGCGGCCAGCAUUGGCGGCCAGGCAAAACCCCCGAAAGAAGACGACGACAUCAAGGAGGCCAGGGAGUUCAAGGAGCAGCUGACCAAGUGGAAGAAAGUCGGCGUCGAGCCGCGUGAGAAGUCCGGCAAACAGCAGCGCUACUACUAUAAAUCCGUUGAGGAAGUCAUUGCUAAGAGUCUCAAGGACAACCACUUGCUGCCCGUGAAGCUGGCCAAGCAGCUGGGCAAUGUGCCCGUCAUCGACAUGACCGGACCGGAGCGACGCGUCCUCAGUGGCUACCAUGCCUUGGCCCAGAGCAAGAUCACGCCCGAGGAGACGCUCUACGAUGAGCAGAUGCCGUCGGGCGGAGGAAAAAGUUCACCGAUUAGUGUGUUUAGCAUGCCGGAACUGGCGCACAAUAUGUCGCUGCUGGUUAACCAAUGUGAGCAGGAGAUCAUUAACAUCGACAAGGAGAAGCGGGAGGGCCAGGAUCUGCAUGCAGCGCUGGAGCAUGAGCAUCAGCAGCUGCUGGAACUGGUGAGUCUGGAGCGUAAUCACAUGAGCACUUUGGAGCAGGUGCUCGCUCGUGUCGAUCAGCUCAGCGAGAAUCCGGACUUGACCAUGUCACAGGCGGAGGAGCUGUUUCUCGACCUACAGCGCGACUAUCCCGCCGAGUUUGAGGAGUUCGGCAUGGAGGACAUGGCUGGCGGCGUCAUAGCACCAUUGCUGCGCCGGGAACUAGCUGAUUGGCAGCCGCUGGAGAAGCCCAUGCAGCCGGUGGAGAUGAUAAAGCGUUGGCGCAACAUAUUGCAUAAGGAUGAGGAUCAGGCGCCGGUAUCGGUAGAGCAGCUGCAGCUGCGGCAAUCGCGGAACGUUUUCGAUCCAUACUCCUCGCUUAUCUGGGUCGGGGUGAUGCCCUCGAUUCGGACGAGCGCACUCAACUGGCAGCCCAAGGAGCAUGCCGUGAUGGCCGCUUUGCUGGACGCAUGGGCGCCCGUGUUGCCCACGUGGGUGUUGGACUCGGUGCUGGAGAAACUGGUGCUGACUCGGCUGAAGAUUGGCGUCCGCGAUUGGGAUCCGUUGACGGAUACGGUGCCCAUCCACAUUUGGAUUUUGCCCUGGCAUGGACUGCUGGGUGAGAAGUUGGAGGAGUCUGUCUAUCCGCAGAUACGCAGCAAACUGGGUGUGGCAUUGGAGGCUUGGUCACCUCAAGAUCGGUCCGCCCGGGCUAUGCUCACGCCGUGGCAGACGGCAUUUCCCGAGGAACAAUUGCUGCAGUUCCUGCUGCGUCACAUUAUACCCAAGCUGCAGGCGGUGCUCGCCGAGUUCAUCAUCAAUCCGCUGCAGCAGGAUUUGGAGCUGUGGCAUCAGGUGUGGGAAUGGCACGAACUAAUACCCGCCGCCCACAUGGCCCAGCUGCUCGAUAAGUAUUUCUUUCCACGCUGGAUGCAGGUGCUCGUCAUGUGGCUGAAUCAGUCGCCGGACUAUGCCGAAAUCUCACGCUGGUAUGCCGGCUGGAAGAGCAUGUUCAGUGAGGCCAUCUUACGCGAGCCCUGCAUCAAGGAGCAUCUGCGUCGCGCCCUCGACAUGCUGCACCGCGCCACGGAUGCGGUUCUCCAACCCACUUCGGCCCCACCACCGCCCAUGCCACCAGCGCCCGCCCCUGUGUUGCUCGCCCCCGUAAUGCUCAUAGAUGUGGCUCCGCCCGCUCAGCUGGAGUUCAAGGAGCUCGUCUCGCAGAAGUGCGCCGAACUGGGCAUCAUAUUCGCCCCAUUGCCAGGACGACGCGAAUUGGGCAAACAGAUUUAUCGAGUGGGCAAACUAUUCUGUUACAUCGAUCGCAAUGUUUGUAUGCUGAGCGAUAGCAGCUUUCAGAGCUGGCAACCUGUGGCCCUCAAUCAACUCCUGGAGCGUGCACAAACUGGCCUCAUCUAAGUGCUGCAUCCAUGAGAUUGUUCCACCUAGUCGUAACGGCUGUUUAAGACUUAUCAACGCUUGAGCGUUACCAACAAAGUUAAUAUGCUAAAUGUGUGUUUUUAUUUAGACAUAUCUGUAUCUAUAUACAAUAUAUAAUAGAUAGUAAAUAUUGAUAUAGAUUGAUAUAGAUAACUUGGCAGUUAUCAAACAAUAAUAAUUAAUUGUAAUCUACCAAAAUACGAAUAGGAGCUAAUCUAACGUCGCAGUUCUCUGACGAAAUAAUCUAAACAUUUAGAAAUAAAUAUUAUUUUAUUUCUCUAAUUAUAGGUGUAUAAUAUAUGAUAAAAUGAACAGUGGGUCGCCUUCAAAUAGUCCAUGUUCAAAA